Messenger RNA from Huiozyma naganishii CBS 8797, 1305 nucleotides. It is a transcript of the gene VPS4, whose product is annotated as AAA family ATPase VPS4. Gene Ontology annotation, molecular function: ATP binding; ATP hydrolysis activity. Lineage: Eukaryota; Fungi; Ascomycota; Saccharomycetes; Saccharomycetales; Saccharomycetaceae. The coding region runs from base 1 to 1305 and encodes 434 amino acids. The record is from RefSeq and is a predicted model, not a curated record. The transcript has a single exon. Gene Ontology annotation, biological process: endosomal transport; vacuole organization.
AUGAGUACUGGCGAUUUUUUGAACAAGGGCAUACAACUGGUGCAGCAAGCUGUGGACAAAGAUGUCGCGCAGCAGUACGACGAGGCGUACCGGCUGUACUACAACGGCUUGGACUACCUCAUGCUGGCAUUGAAGUACGAGAAGAACCCGAAGUCGAAGGAGUUCAUACGGUUGAAGUUCAAGGAGUACUUGAACCGAGCGGAGGAGUUGAAGAAGCACAUCAGUUCUGCGGACGCCGCACCAGGAGGCGCCGCUGGGGGGGACGGCUUCGAUGGCAGUGGUAAAUCUGUCACUGCUGCUGCUGCCACUGGAAACAGCACGGAAAACGAGAAGCUGCGGAACUCUCUGUCCGGUGUGAUUCUGUCAUCGAAGCCAAACGUGAAAUGGGACGAUGUGGCCGGUCUGGACGGUGCCAAGGAGGCCCUGAAGGAGGCGGUUAUCCUACCAGUUAAAUUCCCACAUCUGUUCAGUGGGAACAGGAAACCUACGAGUGGGAUUCUGCUGUACGGACCACCGGGGACCGGUAAAUCGUACUUGGCAAAGGCCGUCGCGACAGAAUCGAACUCUACAUUCUUCUCCGUUUCAUCUUCGGACCUUGUGUCGAAGUGGAUGGGUGAGAGUGAGAAGCUUGUGAAGCAGCUUUUCCAACUUGCCCGUGAGAACAAACCUUCGAUCAUUUUCAUCGAUGAAGUGGACGCACUGACCGGGCAGCGUGGGGAAGGUGAGAGUGAGGCCUCGCGUCGUAUUAAGACGGAAUUGCUUGUGCAGAUGAAUGGUGUGGGGAACGACUCACAAGGUGUUCUCGUGCUCGGCGCGACAAAUAUUCCCUGGCAGCUGGAUAGCGCCGUGAGAAGACGGUUUGAGCGGCGGAUAUACAUCCCUCUACCGGACCUUGUGGCACGUGUGCGGAUGUUCGAGAUAAACGUGGGGGACACUCCGUGUGAGCUGACGAAGCAGGACUACUCGCAGCUCGCGCAACUCACUGACGGGUACUCCGGUAGCGACAUCGCCGUUGUCGUGAAGGACGCCCUGAUGCAGCCGAUUCGUAAAAUCCAGCAGGCGACACAUUUCAAGGACGUCAGCGACGACCCAGCAGCACAGCACCAGUACACUCCAUGCUCUCCGGGGGACCCAGACGCAAGGGAGAUGUGCUGGGUCGACAUAGAGGCGGAUGAACUAUUAGAGCCGCAGUUGACGAUAAAGGACUUCUUGAAGGCGAUUAAGACGACGAGACCCACGGUCAACGAGCAGGAUCUGCUGAAGCAGGAGCAGUUCACCGCAGAUUUCGGCCAGGAAGGUAACUGA